Messenger RNA from Trypanosoma conorhini, 1101 nucleotides. Its product is annotated as protein G2. The transcript has a single exon. The record is from RefSeq and is a predicted model, not a curated record. Bases 1 to 1101 code for a protein of 366 amino acids. Lineage: Eukaryota; Euglenozoa; Kinetoplastea; Trypanosomatida; Trypanosomatidae. Gene Ontology annotation, molecular function: metal ion binding.
AUGUCGUUUUCUUUUAUUGAGUCGGGGUUUGCGUCCCCCGACGGCGUGUACCGCCGCGGUGUGGGUGCGGCAGACAAUUCUGCCGCCGCCACCGCUGCGAUUCUGCGGGACGCGGUGCCGCCGCUGCUGGACGCUGGCAGCAAGACCCGCGUCUGCAUGGACUUCUACGAGGUCGCGCGCUGCCGCUACGGCAACGGCUGCGCACACGCCCACCACUUCUCGGAGCUGAACAGCUACACGCAAAACAAACUACUCGAGACGGUGCGGGUGGAGAACAUUCCGAAGCACUUCAUGGCGUCGCGGAGCGGCGGCGGCAGCAGCAGCAGGAAGGACACCAGCGAGCACGGCUCUGCGGCGCCGUUUCACACGUCUUACACGACAGACGGCAACACGGCCGCCACUGCCGUCGUGGACGGCGGCGUCGCCCACCGAUCGCUGGGCGGGCCCGGUGAGAGGGGGAAGGCGGGCAGCCACCGUCGCGGCAAGCGCGCGUCCCGCCCUCACGACAUAAGCGGCAGCGCCACAAAUUUCUGCGACAACUCCGUCUCGAGCCUCGCCUCCAGCACCGACACGUUUUUCCUCGUCGGCAGCGUCCACGAGUCAAAGGAUGUCUCGCCACAAAAGGGGCUGAAUCGUGAGGAGGCCGCGGAGACGUUUCGCAUUCGCCUGCCGCCGCGCUGCCGCUACCCGCACCGGGUCACGCGCGGCACGUACUACGAUGUCCUUGGCGUCCAACGCACCGCGACGCAGGAGGAAAUCAUCGCGAGCUACCGCCGCUGGCAAAAGGAGUACAAACGCCUGAAGCAGAUCGACCAGCAAAACGCAGACGCCCGUGACACCGUCGUCGUCGAGGCCCGCAACGUUCUUGGCCACCCGGUGCUGCGCAGCGAGUACGACCGCACCCUUCCCAUGCUCUGGAGCAGCAACUCCAACUGCAGUAGGGAGAUGGCGCGAGGGGCGGCGACCCUGUCCUCGACGAAUUCCUCGCGCUCAAACAACCUGGAAGCCACCGCCAGCAGCGUCCGCGUAGCGAAGGGCAUUUCCGGCGCUGAGCUGGUCUCUCUCACGCAUUCGGGGCUCGCGGAUGACAGCAUUUGGUGA